Messenger RNA from Vanderwaltozyma polyspora DSM 70294, 1038 nucleotides. It is a transcript of the gene DAM1, whose product is annotated as Dam1p. NCBI's taxonomy places the organism in Eukaryota, Fungi, Ascomycota, Saccharomycetes, Saccharomycetales, Saccharomycetaceae. The transcript has a single exon. Gene Ontology annotation, biological process: mitotic sister chromatid biorientation. Bases 1 to 1038 code for a protein of 345 amino acids. The record is from RefSeq and is a predicted model, not a curated record. Gene Ontology annotation, cellular component: mitotic spindle pole body; mitotic spindle; mitotic spindle polar microtubule.
AUGAGCCAUAACAAAGGAAAGGUUGUUGAAUCAAGACCAGCCACUGAGUAUAAAUUAUCUGUGAGCAGCAAUCCUAGUUCUAGAAGGGCCUCGCUAGGAAGAAGUAUUAGUGAAUCCGGAUAUGCUGGAGCAGCUGUGAGUAAUUCAUCAAUGUAUGAUACUACGAUUGGUGGGACUAAUGCAAUUGUUGAUUUAGUUGAUGAAAUUUUAAUACCUAAUAUUAGACAGAUAAGUGAUUCUUUAGCGACUUUGGACAAGAAUUUUUCAGAUUUGAAUAUUAUUCAAGAGAAUCUAGUUGACUUUAAUGAAUCAUUGGGGUCUUUAUUAUAUGGUUUGAUGUGCAAUUCUUGGUGUGUUGCAUUUCCUCAUGUCCCAAAUGAUAUAGAAACUGAGAUUAAUAAACUAAGAAAGCUCGAUUCUUUGGAAUCAGAAAAACAGGGAUUGAUUGAUAAAAUCAAUGCAUUAAGAAAUGAUAAUAAAUCCGAGUUUAUCCAACCUGUACUUACAACCUCACAAGCAAGAAGAAAUAUAUCUAGAAACCCACAAUUACAGAGAGAGAAUACCCAAAGUUUAGCUAGUGGCAAAUCAGAUACUCGUGAUAACGAAGAUGAUUCAGAGGACGAAGAAGAUUUUGAUGAUGUUAAUAGUGAAGCAUCGUUUGUGCUCAAUCCACCAAAUGAAUUAGCUAAAAAGUUUCUACGGGAAACGUCAACUGCUAAGACUAGAAAUAGAAACAGCAAAUUGAGAAGAAAAUCUAUACUUCAUACAAUUAGAAACAGUAUUGCAACUUCCUCUGAUUUUAACAAUAAUUCUCAAACUAAUCCAAUUUCUAACCAAUAUCAACGUCAAGAUGCCAAUAGACAAAGGCAAAUGUUUUCAUUAGGAAGUGGUGCAUCAAGAAUUGUUAGCAACCCUCAAUUAACUCAGAAGGGAAACAAUGAGGGGAGAGCAAGACUUGUCUCAUCAUCUAGCGGUCAAGUGAAUAAAAAAACAAGAAGUGAUAACCUUUCAAAUAGUUCGAGACCGCCAUUCAGGUGA